Messenger RNA from Varanus komodoensis (Komodo dragon), 783 nucleotides. It is a transcript of the gene UPK1B, whose product is annotated as uroplakin 1B. Lineage: Eukaryota; Metazoa; Chordata; Lepidosauria; Squamata; Varanidae. The record is from RefSeq and is a predicted model, not a curated record. Gene Ontology annotation, cellular component: membrane. Bases 1 to 783 code for a protein of 260 amino acids. The transcript has 7 exons.
AUGGCAAAAGGUGAUACUGGUGUACGAUGUUUCCAAGGCUUGCUUAUCCUGGGGAAUGUUGUCAUGGGGUGUUGCGGCCUUGCACUCAUGGCAGAGUGCAUAUAUUUUGUGUCGGAUCAUCACACACUGUAUCCGUUGCUGGAAGCCACUGAUAACGAUGACAUCUUUGGUGCUGCCUGGAUUGGGAUCUUCACGGGUUUCUGUUUCUUUUGCCUCUCUGUCCUGGGCAUUGUCGGCGUCCUGAAGUCAAACAGGACAAUGCUGCUGGUGUAUAUCAUCCUGAUGAUGAUUGUCUUUGCCUUUGAAGUUGCCUCCAGCAUCACAGCGGCUGUGCAUCGAGACUUCCUCACACCCAAUCUCUUCUUGAGGCAAAUGCUGGAAAAAUACCAGAAUCCAGAACCAGUCAACAGUGAUGAUGAUUGGAAAAGUGCUGGCAUCACCAGAACAUGGAAUCGUCUCAUGUUGCAGAAUAAAUGCUGUGCUGUGAAUGGCCCAACAGACUGGCAGGCGUAUACCUCAAUUUUUAGGACGGUGAAUAAUGAUGCAGAUUACCCCUGGCCACGCCAGUGCUGUGUUAUGGAUGUACAAGGAAAAGCAAUCAACUUGGAUGGCUGCAAAUUGGGGGUGUCUGGCUAUUACCACAACACAGGCUGCUAUGAAACCAUUGCUGGCCCAAUGAACAGACAUGCUUGGGGUGUUGCCUGGUUUGGAUUUGCCGUCCUCUGCUGGACUACUUGGGUCCUUCUUUGUACCAUGUUCUAUUGGAGCAGAAUUGAAUAUUAA